Molecule: messenger RNA, 1366 nt
Organism: Diprion similis
Lineage: Eukaryota; Metazoa; Arthropoda; Insecta; Hymenoptera; Diprionidae
Product: transmembrane protein 68
Exons: 6
Coding region: 273-1244 (323 amino acids)
Cellular component (GO): membrane
Molecular function (GO): acyltransferase activity
Source: RefSeq, a predicted model, not a curated record
CGUAUGACGUCAUACCUCGCGAUAUUUAUUCCACUCAGCUGGACUGGACAGAUCAAGUCGAAUUGGAAUUCAGAAGCUGUUCAAAUCAAGAAACCGUAGAACCUAACCCCAAACUGCGAAAUACGAGAAUACGCGCCAGGUUUUUGCAGAGAAAGAAAAAAAGAAUAGAAAAAAAAACACCAAAAACAAUUAUGUGCGUGAAUUGAUUACAAUUAUUAAACAUUGUGAUUAGUUUGUUUCAUUUUGUCUAUCUCUGAUCAUAAUUUAUAAACAUGAUAUCGCUAGUACCAAAUAUUUGGCAGCUGAUAGGUGGUUUCAUAGUUGAAUACAUCGAUAUCGACGUGGACUUCACGCUCUGGCUAUCAUGGCUGCUUAUGCCUUUACUCAUUACGUUUCUACUUCCUUUAGUCAUUGUCGUACUCCUUUACGCCACUGCAUCAAUUCUUUAUGUCUACAAAUUACAUAGAGCUCGAUUAAGACAUGCGUACGAAACUGAUUGGAAAAAUGCAGCACGAAAUACAGUAGCCGCGGUUUGGGAUGCUCAUGGAUGGAUAUGGCAUGGUUACGAGAUUGUUGGACUGAGUAACAUUCCAGAAAACGAGCCAGUAUUGUUCGUUUAUUACCAUGGAGCUAUUCCGAUAGACCUUUACUAUUUCAUAUCCAAAGUAUUCCUUUACAAUUCCAAACUAAUCCACACAGUUGGCGAUCGUUUCUUAUUCAAAGUUCCUGGUUGGUCCAUCAUAUCCGAUGUCUUGAAAGUUAUUCCCGGUACAAUACAGACAUGCUCAUCUAUUUUGAAAGAGGGAAACAUGCUAGCUAUCUCACCCGGAGGUGUUUACGAGGCACAAUUUGGGGACUCUUAUUACCGCCUUAUGUGGAAAAAGCGAUUAGGUUUUGCUAAGGUAGCACUGGAUGCAAAAGUGAACAUAAUUCCUAUCUUCACAAGGAAUUUAAGAGAAGCAUUCCGGACAGUGAGUUGGGGUAGAAGAAUAUGGCUUCGGAUUUAUGCAGCAACCAGAUUUCCGUUUGUGCCAAUAUUUGGUGGCUUUCCAGUGAAACUUGUUACUUUUGUCGGCGAACCAAUUUCAUAUGACGGUUCCCUGUCAGCUGAAGAGCUCCAGGUAAAGGUAGCAACAGCGUUAGAAGAUUUAAUAAAGAAGCAUCAAAAAUUGCCUGGAAGUAUAACAAGGGCUCUCCUGGAGAGAGUUUAUCACAGGUCUAGUGAUGUACGGUAUAAGGAAUAGCCUGUUAGAUAGAUUAGAGGCCAAGUGAAUGGAAUUCAGUCUAAAAACUGUAUGAUAUAUUACAAUAAUAUUGAAGAUAAUUGUAUGAUCAAAUCAUAUUUUCAAGACAAGUUGACACACCG